Molecule: messenger RNA, 1887 nt
Organism: Onychostruthus taczanowskii (white-rumped snowfinch)
Lineage: Eukaryota; Metazoa; Chordata; Aves; Passeriformes; Passeridae
Gene: CDKN1B
Product: cyclin dependent kinase inhibitor 1B
Exons: 3
Coding region: 1-597 (198 amino acids)
Biological process (GO): G1/S transition of mitotic cell cycle; negative regulation of cell population proliferation; regulation of cell cycle
Cellular component (GO): cytoplasm; nucleus
Molecular function (GO): cyclin-dependent protein serine/threonine kinase inhibitor activity; protein-folding chaperone binding
Source: RefSeq, a predicted model, not a curated record
AUGUCAAACGUCCGCAUUUCUAAUGGGAGCCCUACCCUGGAGCGCAUGGAGGCCAGGCAGUCGGAGUACCCGAAGCCGUCAGCGUGCCGGAACCUCUUCGGGCCGGUGAACCACGAAGAGCUCAACAGGGAGUUCAAGAAACACCUGCAGGAGAUGGAGGAGGCGUACCAGAGGAAGUGGAAUUUCGAUUUCCAGAAUCACAGGCCGUUGGAAGGCAGGUACGAGUGGCAAGCCGUGGAGAAGGGGAGCUCGCCCGACUUCUACUUCAGACCCCCCCGGCUACGGAAAGCCGUCUGCAAGUCCGCCGGCCGCCAGAGCUUGGAUGUAAACGGGAAUUGCCAAACCGUGGUUUUUGUCGGUUCUCAGGGAAUCUCAGAGGACACUCACUGUGUAGCUCAAAAGACUGAUGUUUCAGAAAAUCAGACGGACUUAGCAGAGCAGUGCACUGCCCAGAGGAAAAGACCCGCGGCCGAUGAUUCCUCUCCUCAAAAUAAAAGAGCCAACACAACAGAAGAAGAGGUUUCAGAAGACUCCCCCAGUGCCAGUUCAGUGGAGCAAACACCCAAGAAAUCAAGCCCGGGAAGACAUCAAACGUAAAGCGUUUAGAGCAGAGGAUGUGCGCGUCCUCGUUCGUCGGGUGCGGCGGGCGGCGAUGAAGAGAGGAAGAUGUAAAGUUGUAGUGGGAAAGGAAAAAAAUACAUAUCGCCGAUCUCCGGGAGAUGGAGGUCCUGUACAAGCACUGAAAAAAAAAAAAAACAAAACAAAAACCAGCAACAAAACAACAGCAACAAAAACAAUAACACUAAAUUUUAGGCACUCUUAAAAGACCUGCCUCUAAAAGCAUUGGAUGUAGCAUUGUGCAAUUAGGUGUUUCCUUAUUUGCUUCAUUGUACUACCUGUGUAUAUAGUUUUUACCUUAUGUAGCACAUAAAACUUGUUGGGAGGGGGGAGGGACUGGAAGAGGGUGACUGAUUGGAACUUGCUUUCACAAUCUAGCAAGCCAAGAAAUCUAUGAAGAGAAGCAGUGUAGGUUUUUUAUUACUUAAAGAUGUAUUGUCCCUUUAAGUGGGUCCACAGUGUUUUUUCCUUUUCUUUUGUUUUUAAAUUUUUUAAGAAUUUUUUUUUUAAUGUAUCAUCAUGGUAACUGCUCAGAGCAGAUUGCUGUGAAAUUUCUUCCUACAGCAUUGAACUGAAGAGGUGGGAGCUGUGAUGAUUCCGUUAUGUAGUAGCAGAAGUUCCCCACCUUCCCACCCCACCAAAUCCACAUACCAAAACUGAUAGCCUGUAAAAAGUUGAGUAAAAUCAUCCCACCUGAUUGCAUUGCCUGAUUAUUAUUUUUUUUAAACCUAAUCUGGAAGGCUUUUGCUCUGAAUCUGGAAUAUUGUUGUUUUCUGAUCUGACCCACUUCCUGAAGUGUUUGUCUGUGAGAGGAAAAGGGAUACUACAUCUUUAAACAGUAUUUCUACGUUGCCUGUGUACCUGUAUGUAAAAAUAAAAAAAAAAAGUUUGAAGUGUACCUGUGUACAUAACUCUGUAAAGACACUGAGAAAUUAUACUAACUUAUUUAUGUUAAAAGAUUUUUUUUUAAUCUAGAAGACAAUAUUUUUUCCCCAUAAAGCCAAAGUGGCAUGGUUUUGUGCAUUUGUAAAUGCUCUAUUUGGUAGACUUUUUAGAGGGUUUUUCAGUUUGUUUUUUUUUUUUUUCUCUUUUUUUCUUUUUUUUUUUUUUUUUUUUUUUUUUUUUCUCAUAAUUAAUAUGGCUGUGCUUAAAAGAUUGCAGACUGAGCCAAUUUAAUUUUUUUUUGUAAUGUGUGGGGAAAAAAAAAAAUCCAGAUUGAUAUUGUUUCACAUCAAGCAAUCAAUAAAGAAAACUGCCAUAUAUAAGAAA